This is a messenger RNA of Notechis scutatus (mainland tiger snake), 2022 nucleotides long. The record is from RefSeq and is a predicted model, not a curated record. Lineage: Eukaryota; Metazoa; Chordata; Lepidosauria; Squamata; Elapidae.
UCGGCCACCAUACCACGCAUUACAUUUCUACACCCCUCCCCAAAUCCAGCUGCAGCUGAGCCCCUCUGACCUUCCCGUUUCUGCCUCUCCUCCCUGCAGCUGCCUUGCAAGCCACCCGGGCGCUGAUGGUCCUCUCCAUCGUCCUGGGCGUGAUCGCCAUUGGCAUCGCCACCAUGGGCAUGAAAUGUACCCACUGCGGAGAUGACAACAAGGCCACCAAGGCCCGCAUCGCCAUGACGGGCGGCAUCAUAUUCCUAGUGGCGGGUUUGUGUUCUCUGGUCGCUUGUUCCUGGAGUGCACACCAGAUCAUACAAGAUUUUUACAACCCCCUGUCCCCCUUGAAUAAAAGGUACGAAUUUGGCCCUGCCAUCUUCCUUGGCUGGGCAGGUGCCGCCUUGUCGCUGCUUGGCGGCGGGAUGCUGUCUUGCUCGUGUCCGGGAGAUUCCUCCGGAUAUAAGAACCGCCAGUAUCCUGCGGGGAAGCCCAUCUCCAAACCCCCCAGUAGCCGAGAAUAUGUCUAGAUGCCCCAGGCCACUGCCAAGACCCGUGGGCCGCUGAGCCUGGAACAGCCUGGAUUUUGCUGCCCAUUUGGGUAUUUUUAGACUUUUAAAUUCCCCUCUCGUGGAGUCCUCCCCCCUUUUUAACCUGUUUUAUUAUUCCUUCGAUCGAAUGAGUUGAUUAUAUUUUAUUUUUGAAAUGGGGAUCCUAUUUUAAGUAGAGAUAUUUUAAUGUUUUCAUUGGGGAUCUGCCCUGAAGGGAGGAGUUAAUUCCCUUGGUGCAUUUUUUCUCGGGCUGCCCGAGGAAGGAUUGGAGAUGCAAGACUCCCGUUAAAUCCAUUGGACCCAGGGGAUUAUGGGGUUUGGAGUCCAGGGCAUUCGGAGGCAAUGAGAUUGAGGAAUAGCGCCAUAGAAAGGUUUCCUGGGUGGGACCCCCUCACCCUUUUAAUAAACUGAUCCAUCGGGAGAAGAUAGCCUCUGGGUGGCCCUAAACGAAGGUCGGGUUGAUCUAAAGAAAGCCCCCAACCAUUGGGGGCAGUUCCCCCCUCCCCCAAAAAACCUUGGCAUUUGGGAUCUCUGCUACUUUUGACCCCCUAGAAUUCAUACACUGGCAGAUGUUGACAAGACUGGCAUCUUUGGGGGCAGGGAAAUUUGACUCUCCCAACCAUACCCAGGUCAGGGGUGGGAUUCAAACAUCCCAGCAACCAGUUCGCUGCCUGGUUGCUGGGUGGGUGUGGCCACAGUGGGCGUGGCCUACUGGUACUUCUGGUUUGGCCAUUUUUUGCCUUCCCCACAGUCCGGAGGCUUCCCUCGGGCUUCCGGGAAGGCGAAAAUGGCCUCCCUUGGCUUCUGGAGGCUCACCAGAAGCCAGAAACGGGACCGUUUCCAGACUUCUGAAAGGCCCGUUCCUCCCCGAGCGUCCGUGCACUUACCUGCAUCAACAAUGGGCCGUGUGAAGGCUGCUGGGAGCAGCGGGGCUGGGCGGGGCCAGCCGGUUGGUUCAAAUACUGGUUUGGCGAAUCAGAUACAAAUUUAACAACCGGUUCAUCCAAACCAGUCCAAACCGGUCUAAAUCCCACCCCCUUCUCCAUGGGGCAGCCCAGCCGAAAACUCCUAUAACUAACUCUUGGGAAGGCUGGUUGGAGACUUCAAACAUUGCUUGGGUUGUGUGAAUAUGUACAUUGAUUCCCUGGGGAAACCUUGGGUUAAGCGAAGGGCCAUUUUGAUUUCGAGCCUAUCCCUCAAAAAUACGGAUCGUUUUUACCCCCGCCCUUUAAAUCUUCCCAACAAAUAUGUUCCUGGCUUUGAUUGCAAAAUCAUAUUUUGGAGAAGAAGAAAAAAUUACCUUGAGUUACAUUUGCUUGCUUGGAUAGAUUUUUUUUUUUUUUGUGAGGGGGGAAGGGAGCAGUUUGGAGGGGCGAAUGCAAAUUGGAAUUAGGAAAGAAGGGAUCCUCAAAGUAAAACCUAGCCUUAUUUAAAACACUCAUCCCUUCGGGUGCUGUGUGCGUUUUGUGUAUUUUUUUUU